Molecule: messenger RNA, 796 nt
Organism: Malus domestica (apple)
Lineage: Eukaryota; Viridiplantae; Streptophyta; Magnoliopsida; Rosales; Rosaceae
Cellular component (GO): chloroplast thylakoid membrane; chloroplast inner membrane
Source: RefSeq, a predicted model, not a curated record
CAGCAUUUGAGAUAUCAAAGAAGCAACAUUGCAUUGUUAAUAUCGAACCGAUUAAUUCCUUCUUCUCCCGACAGUCUUAACAUUGGAAACUCUCUUUGUUGGUGUGGCGUGCGAAAUCCAGACCUCAAAGCAUUAAGCAUGGCUGCUGUUUCCAAUUCGCUGGCUCUUACAGGAUCUUCUCUGAUACCACCACAACAGUAUCUUGGGAGUGUGGCACCGACAAACUUUUCACUCACUUCAAAACGUAUUGGGAAAAUUCAACCUCCCAACUCCAAGAGGUCUAUCUCAGUUCAGGCUGCAUAUAGUGAUGGUGGUAGGUCAAACAGUUCGGGUAUCUUUGUUAGUGGCUUUGUUUUGGGAGGACUUAUAGUUGGCACAUUGGGCGCUGUCUAUGCACCUCAGAUCAGUAAAGCACUGGCUGGAGCUGACCGAAAGGAUCUGAUGAGAAAAUUGCCCAAGUUCAUAUAUGAUGAAGACAAAGCUUUGGAGAAAACACGAAAAAUACUGGCUGAGAAGAUAGCGCAGCUGAACUCUGCGAUUGAUGAUGUUUCUGGUCAACUCCGCUCAGAGGACGACCCAGAUGAAGUAUCUGUGAACUCAGAAUUUGAGGCUGUCGUAUGAGUCACUCUAAAUUUCUUGAAUUUUAGUGUUUCGAUAUCAAUAAUCAAUGUAGUAUUUCUUUUCUGUGGAAUCUCAAAGUUCUGGUUAAGUAAUUGCAGUUUGUACCCCAUGUGAUUCCAAAAUUGCUAAUAUUUGGACGACGCCAAAUAUAGGAUUUUUCUCCUUUUCUGCUGUA